AUGUCGCAGAGCUCGUCAGCGGCAAUACCCACGCUUUCCUCGGUGUCGAUCGCCGAAAAGACUGCGAAUGCUCCUGCGGCGGCCAGCAGGGAUGCCCCGACACCGCCUCGACCGGCAUCUAAAUUACGCAGUUGCCUUGUAUGUCGCGCACGCAAGGUUCGCUGUGACAAGAAGUCACCCUGCUCCAAUUGCCGCCGAGCCAACAUCGCCUGUGUCAUUCCGUCAGAUGACCGCCCGCCGAGGUGGGCGCGUCGUCUCCAUCAUCUCACCAACAAUCCUCCAGCGUCAGACGCUCCGCAACCGUUGGACGCCAAUGCGGACCUUGACAAGGUCAUGGAGAGACUGCGCAACCUUGAGCUCCUGGUGAAGGAUCUGAGCGGUCAGUUGGAGCAGACUCGUGCAGCGACGACGAGCUCGGCUGGCGGCAAUUCAUCUAGAGUCAAUUCGCCUGAUGAUAGUUCGAUCAAGAAUCGGGACAGAGAGCACGAGAGGACGCUGUCACCGGCGACUGAUAUCAGCAAACUUCGUCAACACUUUGGCCGCUUGGUGCUCCAAAAUGCCGGUCGCAGCCAUUAUGUGAGCAGCGCCUUCUGGACCCGGGUCGACGAAGAGCUCGAUGGCUUAGAGGCCGAUAGUGGGGGUCAAGUAACAGACGAUUCGGACAGCUCAUGGGAUGAUGCAGCUCUUGAAGAGACAGUGCCCACCCAGGACACCGAGCGGACGCCCUGGCAACGCCAUGCGUUCCUGUUUCGACAUAAUCUAGCUCCUGCAGCUCCCAAUCUCGACGAGCUACAUCCGCUACCCUCACAUUUGCCCAUCCUUCUGGACAGCUUUUCGAGAAACGUGAACGUGUUCAUGCAAAUUGUCCACAUCCCAACCUUCACGAAGAUGGUCUUUGGUCCUGACGGUGUUCGCAUGGCCCACCUCACACCAUCUCAUGAAGCCUUAAUAUUCUCCGUCUCUUACGCUGCUGUAACAUCCAUGGAGGAGGACGAUGCAAUGAACCACUUUGGCUCCCCCAAAUCCGAACUGAGUCUCAAGUAUCGUCUUGGGCUGGAGCAUUGCCUGGCCAAGGCUGAUUUCCUGACCCUCCCCAAUCUGGAACUAGUCCAGGCGUUUGCCCUCUUUCUAUGCCUUGCCCGACGACAUGACAGUCCGAGGUUUGUGUGGAUGAUGACUGGGCUCGUCAUCAGAAUGGCGCAGUACCUUGGUUUGCAGCGAGAUGGACUUCAUUUCAAACACCAAAGACCUUUUGAGACUGAGAUGCGGCGACGCGUCUGGUGGACUCUGUGUCGACUGGAUUUACGGGCAUCUGAGGACCAAGGAACAGAUCUAAGCAUCGCGCACGGCAGCUUCGACACAAAGAUCCCACUCAACGUCAACGAUGGAGACAUAGAUCCUGAGUCGAAACAGACUCCCACAGAGCGGCAGGGCAUCACCGACAUGACAUUUACACGCAUCUCCGCUGGAAUCGUCGACAUUAUGAGGCAGAUGAUGAUAUCUAGUGCCGGUGAGCACCAGAGCCGUCUUUUGAACGAAAUCUACGGGAAUUUCGAACGGGAGUAUCUUCAACACACGAGUGAAUCAGGGAACAUUGCCUACUGGGUCGCCGCCACCGUCGCGCGAAUGGUCAUGGCCAAGAUGACGCUCAUCGUGUAUCUCCCGACUCUCUUUUCUACCCCUAGCGAGCCCACGUCGGACGAGAUCAGAACCAAGUUGCUUGUCUCGGCAAUGGAGGUCGCAGAAUACAACCAUGCACUCAACGCCGAAGAGGCAUGUCGGCAUUGGCGCUGGCUUUAUCAGAGCCACACCCACUGGCAUGCCAUUGUAUUCCUCCUGAUCGAGAUUUCACGACGGCCGUGGUCGUCUACCGUCGAGAGGGCUUGGGUUGUCCUCCACAGUAAAUGGCUGAUUCCGGCCCAGGCUCUAGCAGACAACAACCUUCGCAUAUGGAUUCCGCUACGAAAGCUGAUUACCAAGGCCCAGAAGCAUCGGGACGCCGAGCUCCAAAGGCUCCGCGCCGAUCCACAGGCGGCUGCAUUGCUGGAAAUGGAAGACUACAAGACUCCUGUGCCUGCAAGCUCUGCUCCAUUCCCAGCCAGAUCCAGUGUGGACAGUUUCCGUGAGCGAUGGCGCCGGCUCGUAGCCACCCCAGUGCUGCCCCUCGACCAGCGACACAUACCGCGCACCUCUAACGCAAGACUUGCCGACCCUACAGUCCAUGAAGUCCACAGGGAGCCUUUGUUUGCCGGGUUGAUUCCUCCAAGUAACUCCGGGGAUUCCGAGUUCGACAUCCCCUCUGAAGUAACGUCCUUAAGCAUGAACGGACUGCAAAAUGACGAAAUCCCGAAGAACAUCAACAACAACGACCCUCAUUCGUCAAUGAACACGAACAUUCCCAGGGAGCCGGCUUCUGAACAGCCCGUUGAGCCACCAUAUAACACCAUUCGCACGGGGCCUGGCGACCUGGUUGACGGCCGGACCAUGGGUCCGGGUUUCCACCCUUGGCUCUGGGCAGAUGCGGACCCAUCAGUCGACGUGUUCUCGAACUGGGAGAUUGAUUCCGUCGAUGCCAAUAUGGACCUUGGAGGGGAAAUGAACUGGUAUAAUUGGCUCGAGUCUGCCAGAGGGAUGGAGAGGGACGCAGGCCCUACUUAUGGCACGAGAUGGACUGAAUCCACUCGGAAUCCCUAG
Molecule: messenger RNA, 2694 nt
Organism: Fonsecaea erecta
Lineage: Eukaryota; Fungi; Ascomycota; Eurotiomycetes; Chaetothyriales; Herpotrichiellaceae
Exons: 3
Coding region: 1-2694 (897 amino acids)
Biological process (GO): regulation of DNA-templated transcription; DNA-templated transcription
Molecular function (GO): zinc ion binding; DNA binding; DNA-binding transcription factor activity, RNA polymerase II-specific
Source: RefSeq, a predicted model, not a curated record